Messenger RNA from Exophiala aquamarina CBS 119918, 852 nucleotides. Its product is annotated as alcohol dehydrogenase. The record is from RefSeq and is a predicted model, not a curated record. Lineage: Eukaryota; Fungi; Ascomycota; Eurotiomycetes; Chaetothyriales; Herpotrichiellaceae. The coding region runs from base 1 to 852 and encodes 283 amino acids. The transcript has 2 exons. Gene Ontology annotation, molecular function: oxidoreductase activity.
AUGCCCGACCUGACCCUAAAAUCCACCCUCCCUCUCGGCGACACCUCGCUACAAAUACCCCGCCUCGGAUUCGGCGUGUACCUCUCUCCCGCCGACGUGUGCCAACAGUCGUGCCUCUCCGCCCUCGAGGCAGGAUACCGGCAUAUCGACACUGCACAAUUCUACGCCAACGAAGCACAAGUCGGCGAAGCAGUACAAGCAUCUGGAAUCCCCCGCAAUGAAAUCUUCAUCACCACCAAAAUCCUCUCCGCGGCCGGCAGCGUCGAGAAAUCCUAUCAAAAAUGUGUCGAAAGCGUGAGGAAAAUCGAUCCACGCGAAGAUGGCUACGUCGAUCUGUUUCUCAUACAUAGCCCAAACGCCGGCAGUAAAGUGCGCAAGGAGCUGUGGCAAGCUCUAGAGCGGCUAUACGAGGAGGGCAAGGCGAAGAGUAUCGGUGUCAGUAACUUCGGCGUUGUGCAUAUCGAGGAGUUGAAGACUUAUGCGAAGAUCUGGCCGCCGCAUGCUAAUCAGAUAGAGCUACACCCAUGGUGCCAACAACGGCGCAUCGUGCAAUACAACACGCAACACUCGAUCAUCACGGAAGCUUACUCGCCGCUUGUGCGCAACUACAAAGCCAACGACCAGACCCUCAAAUCGCUGGCCACGAAAUACCACAAGUCAACCGCCCAGAUCCUUAUCCGCUACUCGCUGCAGAAGAACUGGGUUCCGCUGCCGAAGAGCGAUAAUCUGGAGUACAUCACCUCGAACGCAGAUGUGUUUGAUUUUGUGAUCAGCGAGGAGGAUACGGCCGUUCUGGAUGCGUUGGAUGAGGGAGAGAGCGGUGCGAUUGUGCAGGCUGUUGAUAAUGAUUGA